AUGGCUGCGAACCCUCCAUCCGUCGACGACCUAGUCUCCAGGAACAGAAGCAAAUAUGCUGAAGGCUACACCAAAAGCCAUUCCGUUGACGAGGUAAUGCGUGGUGUCGUGAAGUUCCCCUCGGUUAUCGUCGACGAGGUUGCGAGGGAGACGCAUUUACAGAACGUGGGGCUGAUGACCAAUUUCAUAACAGUAUCCUGUUGCGACCCGCGACUCAUCCCCGAGGAGUUCGGGCUUUUCUCACGUGAGGAAUACGUCGUGGUCCGCAACGCAGGUGGGCGAGCGGAAUUCGCCGUACGAGACAUCGUCAUCCUAAGCACCAUGACCGAGAUCACGGAUGUCGUGAUCAUCCACCACGUGGAUUGCGGUAUGACACACUUGACCAACGCGGGGAUCCGAGAGAGCCUCAAGAGCAAAGGCCUUGGAGACGAUAAAGUCGACUCAACCGAGUUUGGCGAAAUCAAGAAUCUCGAACAAAGUGUUAGAGAUGACCUAAAGUUCCUAGAAUCGUCGCCAUACAUCGCCAAAAGCAUCAAACUCCAUGGUUAUGUGCACGACAUGUUGGACUCGGGUCGUUUGAUCAGGGUUUGA
Messenger RNA from Exophiala aquamarina CBS 119918, 591 nucleotides. RefSeq lists its product as uncharacterized. Lineage: Eukaryota; Fungi; Ascomycota; Eurotiomycetes; Chaetothyriales; Herpotrichiellaceae. The record is from RefSeq and is a predicted model, not a curated record. Gene Ontology annotation, molecular function: carbonate dehydratase activity; zinc ion binding. Bases 1 to 591 code for a protein of 196 amino acids. The transcript is spliced from 6 exons.